Salarias fasciatus (jewelled blenny) is the source of this 2595-nucleotide messenger RNA. RefSeq names its product pre-rRNA-processing protein TSR1 homolog. The record is from RefSeq and is a predicted model, not a curated record. Gene Ontology annotation, cellular component: nucleus; preribosome, small subunit precursor. Gene Ontology annotation, molecular function: GTP binding; U3 snoRNA binding; GTPase activity. Lineage: Eukaryota; Metazoa; Chordata; Actinopteri; Blenniiformes; Blenniidae. Gene Ontology annotation, biological process: ribosome biogenesis; maturation of SSU-rRNA from tricistronic rRNA transcript (SSU-rRNA, 5.8S rRNA, LSU-rRNA); endonucleolytic cleavage of tricistronic rRNA transcript (SSU-rRNA, 5.8S rRNA, LSU-rRNA). The transcript has 15 exons. Bases 11 to 2521 code for a protein of 836 amino acids.
CGUGGGGAAGAUGGCUGCCGACGGCGAGAAACAACAAGGCCACAGAGCCGGUAUUUACAAACAGAAAAACAAAGAGCACAAACAUGGAAAGCAUCGGACGAAAGGUGAAAUCGAGAGAGAAAACAAAGGCAGAGUGUCGGUGAUAACGCUCACUAAAAAACAGAGGAAGGAGCUGCGGAAGAUGGACCGCCGGCACAAAGCAAACCAGCUGCGCAGGAAUAAAAAGGACCAGGUCCUGACGGAGAAGCGACGGCUCGGCAGCAGGGACGGGCCUCCUCACCUGGUGGCCGUGGUGUCCCUGCACGCCGGGGCGGACGCCGGCGCCGUCACCAAACUGCUGCGUGGAGACGGCGCCGGGGGGGUCGUGCACCAGGAGCAGUGCGUCGGUGGAGUCGGCGACAGCUUCGGGCUGAUCCUGCCCCGAUUCAAACAGAGGUUCAUCUUCCUGAGCCUCAGCACAGCUGACAUGCACUCCCUGCUGGACGUGGCUAAGAUUGCAGACAGCCUGGUGUUUGUGCUGGACUCUGCUGAAGCCUGGGACGCCUACGGGGAUUACUGCCUCUCCUGUCUGUUCGCUCAGGGCCUUCCCAGCCACGCACUGGUGUGUCAGGGUGUGGCCGACCUUCCUGUGAAAAAGAGGGUUGAGUCCAGGCGAGCUUUGUCAAAGAUCACCGAAGUUCGAUUCCCGGACGCCCGCCUCUUCCCGCUGGACACCGAGCAAGACGCCACCCUGCUGCUCCGACACCUGGGUGCUCAGAGGCAGAGGAAGCUGGGCUUCCGCUCCAGGCGCUCCCACCUUUUGGCCCAGCAGGUCACGUUUACCCCCAACAGCCCCGCCGAGGGGGCGGCCGGCGGGGCCACGGGCCUGGGCACCCUGCGCGUCUCCGGAUACGUCCGUGGCCGUCCGCUGCGGGUCGACAGGCUCGUGCACAUCAGCGGGCACGGAGACUUUCAGCUGAGUCAGAUUGACGCGCCGCCAGACCCUCUGCCUCUCCACCUGACCCCAGCCAGGCCCGCGAAGCCUGGGAAAGAGGGAGACGUGGACAUGAUGGACGGGGGUGAGGGCGAGGCUCCUGUGCGGGUGCUCAUGAAGGCGGACCCGUCGUGCCGGGAGAGCCUGCAGGCCGAGGCAGAGGUGGACCCCAUGGACGGAGAGCAGACCUGGCCGACGGAAACGGAGCUGCUGGAAGCCGAAGAGGCCAGAAAGAACAAGCGCGUGAUGAAGGUUCCCAAAGGAACGUCGGACUACCAGGCCACGUGGAUCGUUGACGAAGAGGAGGAGAACGGUGACGUGGAUGAAGAGAGCAGCGAUGAUGAUGAUGAUGAUGAUGGUGACGACAUGAUGGAUGAAGCCAUGGAUGGAGACGACGAGGAGAACUCUCAGGAUCCAGGCUCAGGCUGUGCCUCAGACGAAGAGGAGGACGAUGAGGAGGAGGAGCAGGAGGAGCUGUGCUCCACAGAGCGAGCCGGAGCGGAUCAGCGCUACGACGACCACAUGGACGAAGAGGCAGAAGAAGAAGGCCUGAAAGUGUACCGAGAGGCUCGGUCCCACGAGAUGUUCCCCGACGAGGUGGACACGCCGCUGGACGUCGCUGCGAGAAUCAGGUUCCAGCGCUACAGAGGGCUGAAGAGCUUCCGGUCUUCGCCCUGGGACCCCAUGGAGAACCUGCCUCUCAACUAUUCGCGCAUCUUCCAGUUCCAGAGCUACGAACGCACCCGCCGCCGCAUCCUGGCUGAGGCUGCGGCCGAGGAGGACGGAGCCAUGGAUGGCUGGUACGUCACCCUGCACGUCGUCGAUGUUCCCGUUUCCGUGAUGGAGAGCGUCCAGUCGGGCCGGCCUCUGGUGCUGGUGUCUCUCCUGCCACAUGAGCAGAAGAUGUCAGUGAUGCACGUCCUGGUGCACCGACACCCCAGCAACACGGAGCCCAUCAAGUCCAAAGAGGAGCUCGUUUUCCACUGCGGCUUUCGGAGGUUUCGUGCUUCUCCCAUCUUCUCUCAGCACACGUCAGCUGACAAACACAAGAUGGAGCGUUUCCUCAGACCCGACGCUCCCACUGUGGUGUCCGUCUACGCCCCCAUCACCUUCCCCCCCGCCGGAGUCCUGCUCUUCAAACAGAGGAGCGACGGCAUCCAGGACCUGGUGGCCACCGGCAGCCUGCUCAGCUGCGACCCUCAGCGCGUGGUGCUGAAGAGGAUCGUGCUGAGCGGACACCCGUUUAAGAUCAACCGGCGCUCGGCGGUGGUCCGCUACAUGUUCUUCAACAGGGAUGAUAUCAUGUGGUUCAAACCAGUGGAGCUGCGAACAAAGUGGGGUCGGAGAGGUCACAUCAAGGAGGCUUUAGGGACACACGGUCACAUGAAGUGUGUGUUCGAUAACCAGCUGCGUUCUCAAGACACUGUCCUGAUGAAUCUGUACAAGAGAGUCUACCCCCGCUGGACGUACGACCCCUACGUGCCCCCGACGUUACCCUGGGUGAAGAAAGAGGUCACCGUGGACGUCAGUGACUUGGACAUGGAGUGAUUUAUCGAUGUUGUGUCAGUACGAUCACAUCAGACGUUCGAAGCCUGCAGUGUGUGUGUGUGGAAUUAAAACAA